AUGGGGCCAUGGUUUCUCGUUCUUGCUAUUACGCUAGCAGGGGGUUUCGCUCAACAGCUCAAAGAAUUAAGACUCAUAAUCGUAGGAAAGACCGGAGCGGGAAAGAGCGCUUCGGGGAACACUAUCCUGGCUUUAAAAGAAGGCAUGUCUCCGGCGUCCGUGACUCGCGGAUGCCGCAGAGAAGAGGUUAAAGACGAGGGCUGGAACAUCGCCGUUAUCGACUCUCCGGGACUGUUCGACACGAAUAAGACGCGAGCCGAGGUGAAGGAAAAUAUCCGGGACUGCGUUACGCGCUCGGUUCCCGGGCCGCACGCUUUUUUAUUGGCCAUCAGUCUAAAGUCGAGAUUCACAGAGGAGGAGAAGGCGACCGUCAGUUGGAUCGAGGACAAUUUCGGACCCGACGCUUCCAUGUACAGCCUCGUCCUGUUCACGCACGCCGACUUACUGGAGGGCAAAUCCGUGGACGACUUUCUGAACGAUAGCAAGGAUCUGAAAAGACUGGUAAACCAGUGCGGAGGAAGGUAUCACGCGUUCGGCAAUUCCCGGCCACCGCGGGAUGGAGAACAGGUCAAGGGACUUUUACGGAAGAUCGAGACAAUGCUGAGGUUUAACGGAGGGAGUCACUACACAAACGAGAUGUACGAGAGAGCCCAGGUACAGCUACAGGAGGAGCGAAUGAAAACGGCGAAGGAGGAAGAGCGAAGACGAAGAGAAAGCGAAGAAAGAAUCAGAGAGGAGGAAAGAAAAAUAGCUCGGUGCAAACAAAUCGCUCUCGUAGCCACCGCGGUGUUUGGAGCGGGAGCGUACUAUUCCUCUUAUGUUAUUAUGACAGCAGCGGGAGUGCUCGGGUUCACCCAAGGCUUCGACUGUACUAUGAUUUUGUAG
Monopterus albus (swamp eel) is the source of this 885-nucleotide messenger RNA. Its product is annotated as GTPase IMAP family member 7-like. The record is from RefSeq and is a predicted model, not a curated record. Lineage: Eukaryota; Metazoa; Chordata; Actinopteri; Synbranchiformes; Synbranchidae. Gene Ontology annotation, molecular function: GTP binding.